Molecule: messenger RNA, 1999 nt
Organism: Anopheles cruzii
Lineage: Eukaryota; Metazoa; Arthropoda; Insecta; Diptera; Culicidae
Product: cytochrome P450 4d1-like
Exons: 6
Coding region: 143-1669 (508 amino acids)
Molecular function (GO): iron ion binding; oxidoreductase activity, acting on paired donors, with incorporation or reduction of molecular oxygen; monooxygenase activity
Source: RefSeq, a predicted model, not a curated record
GGUAAUCAUUUGGUACUUUGUCGGCGGUCAGUUAGGUUCGUGUCGUACUGCUGCGCUGAAAGCGUUUUCUUGUCGUUCGGGUGCGCAACCGGAUCAGACACAAAUUUCCACUUCCGUUUCCGUGAUAAACAAAGCCGGUACCAUGGUUCCGACGGAAAUCGUCCUGAGUGGCAUUCUGGUACUGGUGACCGUGGCCUGCUGGUGGACCGUGAAACAUUUUGGCAGUGCUAUCCGGCACGCGGGUAAACUUGGGGGACCGGUAGCAUAUCCGCUGGUCGGAAAUGGGCUGCUGUUCAUCUACAAAACUCCCGCUGAAUUCCUGAAACUGCUGGGCACGUUGAUUGCCGAGUACGGACAGUGCUUUCGAGUGUGGCUCGGCACGCAACUGAUAGUCCUGAGUACCGAUCCCAAGGACAUUGAGGUUCUUCUCAGCAGCCCGAAGUACAUCGAUAAAUCGACCGAGUACGACUUUAUAAGACCCUGGCUGGGCGAAGGACUGCUGAUCAGCAGCGGGCGCAAGUGGCAAACGCACCGAAAAGUAAUCACACCAUCGUUCCACUUCAAAAUCCUCGAACAGUUUGUGGAAAUCUUCGAUCAACAGGGCCAUACGCUGGUCGACAUAUUGCGGUUGUUCGCGAAAUCAGGCGAAUCGUUCGACGUGUUUCCUUUGGUGACACUUUACGCCUUGGAUGUUAUUUGCGAAUCAGCGAUGGGUACGAAAGUAAACGCGCAAAUGAACUCAGAGUCCACCUAUGUUAGAGCAGUUAAAGAGAUCACCAACCUAAUACAGUUUCGGUUCUACGAUUUCCUGCUCCGGUAUGAGUUCUUCUUCCGACUGUCCGGCAACCGGCGAAGGCAGCUCAAGGCAUUGGCCAUUCUACAUGGUUACACUGACAGUGUGAUCAAAGCUAGGCGGCAAGAAUUGAAGGAGCGUUUGACGAGCGGCACGUCCGAAGCGCAGGACGAUGAUGUUGGUGCGAAGAAACGGAUGGCUUUCCUUGACCUACUGCUACAGGCCACCGUCGACGGCAGGCCGUUGACGGAUUUGGAAAUUCGCGAAGAAGUGGACACGUUUAUGUUCGAAGGGCAUGAUACUACGACGACCGCUAUAAGCUUUUUGUUGUACAGUUUGGCCAACAACCCUACCGUCCAGCAGAAGGUAUACGACGAGGUGCUGAGUGUCGUUGGCGAGGAUCGUUCACGGCCCGUCACCAUGUCGAUGCUGAACGAUAUGCACUAUCUGGAUCUGGUGAUUAAGGAGACCCUUCGGUUGUAUCCCUCGGUGCCAAUGUUCGGGCGGAAAAUGCUGGAAAACACCGAAAUCAAUGGAAAACUAUUCCCAGCCGGUGCGAAUGUGAUAAUUCUGCCGUUCUUCCUCGGACGUAACGCAGAAUACUUUCCCGAUCCGGAGAAAUUUGAUCCAGAGCGGUUCAACGUAGAAACGUCAGCCGAGAAGACAAACCCGUACCAGUACAUUCCCUUUAGCGCUGGGCCGAGGAACUGUAUCGGGCAAAAAUUUGCCAUUGCAGAACUGAAGAGUGUUACCAGUAAGGUAUUGCGACACUAUGAAGUUUUGCCACCGGUUGAGCCACGUGAGAUAUCAUUUAUUGCCGAACUGAUUUUGCGCCCCGAAUUCGGAAUACCAAUUCGCGUAAAGGCACGCGUCUAGGCGUCCGGUUGUUAAAGGUUUCGGGUCCAUUUUUAUAAAACAUUACUCGCGGUGGUAGCAAGGCUUUUAAACCAUAGCACAAGUUCGGUCGUUCCGUUAGGCUGGUAUGUUUGAUACUGACACAUUUUAUUGUAAAGUUAAAACUUAAAAACUAAACUUUUUAUAUUGCAAAUUGAAGCAUCUAAUAGGCUUGUGAUAAUUUUUUUAAAAGUACUACACUGAAAUUCGUUUGAAGGUUGCUGCGAAUCGCCAGAACCAACAUCAGUUGUAAAUCUUAGUGGAACUAUUCAAAAAUCGCAUAGGCCUAACGUUAACCGUUAAUAAAGGACA